Molecule: messenger RNA, 1313 nt
Organism: Capsaspora owczarzaki ATCC 30864
Lineage: Eukaryota; Filasterea; Ministeriida; Capsasporidae
Exons: 2
Coding region: 24-1289 (421 amino acids)
Biological process (GO): non-motile cilium assembly
Source: RefSeq, a predicted model, not a curated record
CAGUCCAACGCAGCAGAAACAUCAUGACAGGUCGCGCCCAGUCAGCGCCGUUCAGCGGCUUCAGCGGCUUUGGCGGGUUUGGUGGCUUUGGUGACGACGCUCCAGAUGCGAGCUCUGCGCACAACAGUCAUAGUAACAUUGACAGUGGCAGGCAACGGCCGCAACAACAACGAGCCAGCAACCAGCAGCAGCAGCAGCAGCAGCAACCACUGCGCCGACCUGCUCAACAGCAGUCAAUGCACCAGUCAAUGCAGCAACAGCCAAUGCAGCAGCAGCGGGCGGCUGGAGCGGCUGGAGCGGCCGUUCCUGGAGGGUUCCUCGCGGCCUUCCUUCCAGCCGGAGCCAUCACCGAAGCCCAGCAGCAGCAGUCGCCAGACCACCUCCAACAACAGAAUCAGAAGAACCAUCAGCAGCAAUCACACCAAGCGUCCCAACACACGGCAGACACUCAAGACGAAGGGCGCGAGUCGAAAGCGAGCGAAUCGCAGCAGAUUCUCAGCAAUUUGGCCCAAGAAUCAUCUCCAUCGUUGUUAGCAGAGUCAAGAACUACACUACAAGAUCAUCUGGCAGAUGGCAAACAAGGAAUGGCCACGAUGGGUGCAGGUGCGACGUCUGUUGCUGCAGAGCCAUCCUCGGAUCAAGUAACUCUGGUCAAUCUUGACAUUGCUGCGACUCGUAGUAGUAGUAAUAGCAGUAAUGGUAGUCAUCCUACAAGCGCCGAAGCAUCUCCAAGUGUACAUGAACAAUCGAGCUCUGGAAGGAAACCAAUCUCGCCGCUCGGGACGGACAGCGAUAUGAUUGCGCUCCAAGUUGGACUGUCAGACCCUGACUUUCUGCAGCGCAAGAGCGAGCUGGAAAAGGCGUCAGAGCUCAAGCGCAUCCUUCUGCAGCAAGCAGUGCGCGAGCGUGAAACGAAGGCGAGGCAAGAGUCCCAGGUCCUGACAGUGGUCAAGGAGGAACUCAACAAGCUGGACAACCUUCUGGCCAACGAUGUUUCGAUUCUGCGCGAAAAGAUUGAAGGUGCCGAGCGCGAGCUGACCAGUGCAAAACGUCGAUACGCUGCCGCCGAGCAAGAAUUCGUCCAGGCCAAGCUCGGAUUGCAGAAAUCUCUGGAUGCCAAGGAGCUUCUCACUGGUCAUCUUUACGUGAUUAUGCAACAAAACGAAGACCGGAAGGCCAAGAAGCUGAAAGAGCUCAUGGAGAAGCUCGGGAUUACGGAUGCCGAGAUACAGCAGCAGCAGCAGCAGCAGCAAGCCAAGUCCUGCUGUUGGCUUUUGUUAUUCUAUUGACACACACACACACACACACACACA